Molecule: messenger RNA, 3557 nt
Organism: Klebsormidium nitens
Lineage: Eukaryota; Viridiplantae; Streptophyta; Klebsormidiophyceae; Klebsormidiales; Klebsormidiaceae
Source: the annotation of a GenBank genome assembly
AUCGGAGCCUUGUCGCAAUUUGCCGCCAGGUGUGACCAACCAGAAUCCAUUUCCAAGGGAGAGAGAGCAGUGUGCAGCUACUUCUGCCUGUGGCAGUACGCUAGGAAGGGCGCCUCAAUCAGCCUUUUUAGCUAACGGUGGAGGAUUGGUGAGGGAAGUCUUGCACGUUGGGCGGAGUGAUCGCUGCUUACUGUAGCUUCUGAAGUCUGCUGCGAUCAAUUGGCGGUGAUCCAAGCAAGGAAGCCGCUCUGUAGGACCAGCAGCGAUGGCGGCAGUGGCAGUGGCGCGGCCUUCCGAGCAUGGCUUCUCGCAACCGACGAGCUCAGCCGGCCUUCUGGCGAUGCUGGAUGAAGACGAGAGCGUGCUGCAGGUCUACGCUCUGAAGCAGCUCAAUCGGAUUGUCGAUGAGUUCUGGGCGGAGAUAUCUGCAGAGAUCUCAAAGCUAGAGGCGCUGUAUGAAGAUGAAGGCUUUGAAGAGCGGGAGCUGGCAGCUCUUCUGGCGUCAAAGGUUUUCUACCACCUGGGAGAGCUGGAUGAGUCCCUCACAUAUGCACUGGGUGCGGGUCCCCUCUUUGACGUCUCAGAGGAGAGCGAAUACGUCCAGACCUUGGUUGCCAAGUGCAUCGACCAGUACGUCGAGCUGAGCGUCAAGGCAAACGAGUCCAAGGAGAAGCAGCCUCCCCUUGAUACCCGGUUGGUGGCAAUUGUGGAGAGGAUGCUCAACAAGUGCAUCACUGACGGGCAGUACCAGCAGGCAGUGGGGAUCGCUCUGGAGUGCCGGCGACUGGACAAGCUGGAGGAAGCAAUCACAAAGAGUGACGACGUGCCUGCUCUUCUCGCCUACACCCUCCGGGUGUCCCAAACUCUGGUCAACCGGAGAGAGUUCCGCCAUGAGGUGUUGAGGACUCUGGUCAAGCUGUACACGCACUCUGGCUCCCCCGACUACAUCAACAUCUGCCAGUGCCUGAUGUUCCUGGAUGACCCAGCGGGCGUCGCUGCCAUCCUGGACAAACUGGUCAAGGGGGACUCGGACGACGCCCUGCUAGCGUACCAGGUCGCGUUCGACCUCUUCGAGAACGAGUUCCAGCAGUUCCUGCUCAACGUGCGGGACCGCCUCCCGGACCCCCGCGGCCACGCAGAGGCCGGCCACCCCCCCGCCGAAGGCGCCGAAUCCACCCCCCCGGCAGAGGGAGCCACUGCCGCUGCCGAUGCGACUGCCAGUGCUUCGGCUGCGCUGGCGGCAGAAGCAAAGGAUGAGGCGUCCGCGAUGGAGGAGGACACGGGGGCCGCGGAGAGCCACGCCCCCGCGAUCGAGGGGCUCGGGGACCUCCCGAUCGCGACGUACGCGGAGCGCAUGACGCGGCUCAAGGGGGUGCUGUCGGGGGAGACGCCGAUCAACCUCGCGCUGCAGUUCUUGUACAGCCGCAACCGGGCCGACCUGCUGGUGCUCAAGAACAUCAAGGGCGCAGUCGACGUGCGCAACAGCGUGUGCCACGGCGCGAUCAUCUACGCCAACGGGCUGAUGCACGCGGGCACGACCGUCGACACGUUCCUGCGCGAGAACCUGGAGUGGCUGUCGCGCAGCACCAACUGGGCCAAGUUCUCGGCGACCGCGGGGCUCGGGGUGAUCCACCGGGGGCACCUUCAGCAGGGCCGCGCGCUUAUGGCGCCGUACCUGCCGCAGAACGGCGUGAGCGGGAGCCCGUAUUCCGAGGGGGGGGCGCUAUACGCGCUCGGGCUGAUCCACGCGAACCACGGGGAGAGCAUCAAGACGUUCCUGCUCGAGUCGCUGCGCAACACGACGAACGAGAUUAUUCAGCACGGGGCGUGCCUGGGGCUCGGGCUCGCGGCGCUCGGGACUGCGAACGAGGAGAUCUUCGAGGAUUUGAAGAGCGUGCUGUUCACGGACAGCGCGAACGCGGGCGAGGCGGCGGGGAUCGGGAUGGGCCUGCUCAUGGUGGGCAGCGCGAGCGAGAAGGCGGGGGAGAUGCUGGCGUACGCGCACGAGACGCAGCACGAGAAGAUCAUCAGAGGCCUGGCCCUGGGCAUCGCGCUCGUGGUGUACGGGCGCGAGGAGGAGGCGGACACGCUGAUCGAGCAGAUGACGCGCGACCAGGACCCCAUCCUGCGCUACGGCGGCAUGUACGCGCUCGCCAUGGCGUACCGCGCCACCGCCAACAACAGCGCCAUCCGCCGCCUGCUCCACUUCGCCGUCAGUGACGUCAGCGACGACGUGCGCAGGACCGCGGUCAUGGCGCUCGGUUUCGUGCUGUGCUCAGAGCCGGAGCAGUGUCCCCGCAUCGUGGCCCUGCUCGCCGAGUCGUACAACCCGCACGUGCGCUAUGGCGCUGCCAUGGCCGUCGGCAUCGCGUGUGCCGGGACGGGCCUCACUGCCGCGCUGGACUUGCUGGAGCCCCUGCAAAAGGACCCCACCGACUUCGUUCGUCAGGGGGCGCUCAUCGCGACGGCCAUGGUGCUCAUCCAGGAGACGGAGGCCCGGCAACCCCGGGUAGCCGCCUUCAGGAAACACCUGGACAAGGUGAUUGGCGACAAGCACGAGGAGACGAUGGGCAAGAUGGGCGCGAUCCUGGCGGCGGGCAUCCUCGACGCGGGCGGCCGCAACGUGACGAUCGCGCUGCGCUCGCGCAGCGAGCACGACCGCGUGACGGCGGUCGUCGGGAUGGCCGUCUUCACGCAGUGGUGGUACUGGUAUCCGCUCGCGUACUUCCUCAGCCUCACGUUCGCGCCGACCGCGCUCAUCGGGCUCAACGGCGCGCUCCAGAUGCCGCGCCUCGAGGUGACGUCGGCGGCGCGCCCGAGCCUGUUCGCGUACCCGGCGCCGCUGUCGGACAAGAAGGAGGAGGAGGUGAAGAAGGUACCGACCGCGCAGCUGUCGACGACCGCGCGCGCGAAGACGAAAGCGAAGAAGGACGCGGCGGAGAAGGCGGAGAAGGGGAAAGAGGCGAUCGAGAAGGUGGGCGCCAAGGGGGGGAAGAAAGAGGAGGAGAAGGAGGGGGGGGACGCGAUGGAGGUGGAGAAGGAGCCCGAGGCGAAGAAGGUGAAGAAGGAGAAGGAGCCCGAGUCGGAGGUGCUGAGCAACCCGGCGAGGGUGAUCCCCGCGCAGGAGAAGUACGUCCGGUUCCCGGAGGGGAGCCGGUACGCGCCGCUCAAGAAGGUGGCCGCGGGAUGGGUGCUGCUCAAGGAUCUCAAGCCUGGCGAGCCAGAGGAGCUGGUUUCUCAACACGCCCCGGCAGAGCAGGGAGCCGCCGCUGCGCCGGCGGCGGCACCUGCUGCGGCAGGGGGGGCUGCAGCUGCUGCUGACGAAGACGAGCCACCGCCGCCGGAGCCUUUUGAGUUUGUUCCCCAAUAGUACAACGCGUGAUACUAGGGGAAGAGUCGGGGCAGCAAGGGUUCUCUGCUAGAGCUAGCUAGUGCAUGCCACUCUUAUGCAAGGAACACGAAGCUAGCUUUGGGAGUACGUAGCUGAGUGAAGAUAGCAUUGCGGAUACUUCUAUGGUAUCGACCUACUUAAAAGCAGCAUGUCAUGCAUCUUGGUG